AUGGGUUCCCAACAGUCUCAUCCGGACGAGUCAGCUCCCCAAGACACAGGGAACGCAAACACCGAGGUUGCUGGCGAUGUUGUAGCUGAUGACGCUCCCAUCGAGUCACCGCCACCUACGACGGAAGAUCAGGGCCAUGGAGACGACCAAACUCAAGAAGAAGCACCUGUCUCACCAUCCACAUCCAAUCCUCAUCGGCCGUCUGACUUGGAAAUUCUGCGGCGCGCAACCUACGACCUGGUCCUGUCAUCGUCACGUCUUCUAGCAGCUGCAAUCAACGCUGUCAACGCGACUGACACGACGCCCUUGCCCUUUCGCGCGCGCGAGGCUUUUGCCGUAGAAAGUCAGCCCGACACUGCGCGAGACGUUCCGCGCUAUGCCGAAAAUCCCAGAUUGGCGUUGCUCAUUGCGUCUCCGAGAUCACGGAGACUUGCUGGCUCUCUGGAAGAUGAUCCGAACGUCGCCAUCGCGCUCCUGGAACAUCGCUCUAUUUGGCCCCCCGCCGCAGACAACGAGGAUGACGACGAUGAUCAAGACAUGCCUCUACUUAUUGACCCUCAGAACGGCGCCCAUUUCGAGGAUUCAACACGCUUCUAUGCUCCCCCACGUACCAUUUACACCUCCACUCAGCUCAACGAAGACAUCAGCGCCUCCAUGAGAUUGGUCACUCUACGCCCCAGCACUACAUCUGGCGGCAACUCUAGCACCCACAACGAUGUUGAUUCAGCCGAGGUAACUAACCUCAAGCACGUGGUGGCGAGAAUGGAGGCACUCUGCGCUCUAUGCCUCGAUGAUCUCGCGAACAGGGUCUAUAUUACUUCGUGCGGCCAUGGAGGAUGUGUGCGCUGCGUCAUCGAGUGGUUGAAGUGUUCGGAUACUUGUCCUUCAUGUCGGAGGGUCGUUUCGCACGAGGGAUCGACCCUGGUCGAGGUGGACGAUGAGGAGGAUGGCGGUGGAUUGGAUGGCAAUGACGGCGGAGAAACUGAGCAUGAUGGCCAGGAUGGUGGCAGUGACGAAGACGGAGCUGGAGGAGCGGAAGAUGCGGCGAAUGAUUGCGGUGAGCCAGGGGAGGCAGCGAGCGAGAGUGGAGAGUAA
Molecule: messenger RNA, 1095 nt
Organism: Zymoseptoria tritici IPO323
Lineage: Eukaryota; Fungi; Ascomycota; Dothideomycetes; Mycosphaerellales; Mycosphaerellaceae
Exons: 1
Coding region: 1-1095 (364 amino acids)
Source: RefSeq, a predicted model, not a curated record